AUGCCCUUGUUUCGAGAAGAAAACUUCCUUGUGGUACAUCCUGGAUCAGAGAACACCUUAUUUUCAUUUGGAUUACGCGAUUCUUUAUCCCCCCCGCAGUAUAAAAUACCCUCAAUCGUGUAUCAAGAUCCAUCAUCAAAGGAAUACAAGGCUAAGAAAGAAGACAACUUUAUCGAAAUCAGACCUAUAAAACAAAGUAAGAUCGUUGAUUUGGAAGCAUUUAAUGCACUAUUAAAGGUCAUAUUGCUGAGUGUAAUUUCAAACAAUCCAAUAAUUACCAUAAAUCAGAUUCCUUUGUUACUUUUGGUUCCAUCUUCUACUUGGUCUAGGGCAGAAAUUGAGUAUAUAACGAAAUAUGUAUUUGAGACCUUAGAAUUGACUGCUUUCAACAUAUUGGACAUUGCCAUUGCAUCAAAUUUUGGAAUUGGUACGUCAACAAGCUCAUUGGUAGUUAAUCUUGGGUCAACCUCGACUGAAAUUACACCAGUUAUAAAUCAUCAGAGUAUUAAAUUUGCUUCUAAAUACUUACCUGGAGUGGGGGGUGCAAUGAUAAACGAACAGUUGAAGAAGUUAUUACCUACUCUCAAUGACCAGCAAAUCGAGGAUUUAAAAACAUCAGGUAUUUAUGAAGUCUUGAAUAAUCAUGAUGGGACUUUCUACUCUUUUGAUUUGAACAAUAAUUCAGGCGACGACUCUUUUGAUGUUGCAAAGCUUGUUACAGAAAGCAAUGGGGAUGUAAAGGCUCUUGAGAAGAAGAUUGAGGAAGAAGAGGAAAAAGAAAAAGAAACAGCACCUAAGAAAAAUAGUGAAUUAGAUAAAAACUUCUUCGUGGAUUCAAAAACAAAGGAAAAGAUAAUGGUAGGAAAGGAAAGGUUCAGCGGGAGUUCUGUAUUAGUCUCCGAGUUAUCUGAAGCAAUUUAUAAUGCUCUUUUGUAUAUACCUGAUUUGGAAAAACGACAAGAGUGCUACGAUAAUUUAAUCUUUGUUGGGUCUACCUUCAAGAUUCCUGGUCUCAAGGAUGCCGUUAUAAUAAAACUAGCUAACGACCAUUUAGUUAGGCCAAAUAAUGAGGAUGACGCUCUGAAGUCGAUCAAUUCUGCAAUUGCAGCAUAUCAGAGAGCAGAUGAAGUCUCAGAUGGAAACGAACUGGGCUUGGUCACCCAAGUACCCUCUUCUAUAAGAGCCUCAAAGUAUCCUGAAUAUUUCCCUGAAUGGAAGAACCCAAAGGAGAGAGGAGGUUCUUGGGAGGAUUUGUACUUCUUAGGAGGCUCUAUAUACUCAAAGCAGAUAUUCGGUGCUAAUUCGAAUCAUGGUCGUGAAAUGUUCAUUGAUACCGAGAUAUACGAAGAAUAUGGUCCUCAAGGUAUAUGGAACGUAUCUAUUUAG
This is a messenger RNA of Priceomyces carsonii, 1386 nucleotides long. It is a transcript of the gene ARP9, whose product is annotated as Arp9p. The record is from RefSeq and is a predicted model, not a curated record. Bases 1 to 1386 code for a protein of 461 amino acids. Gene Ontology annotation, cellular component: SWI/SNF complex; RSC-type complex. Gene Ontology annotation, biological process: regulation of transcription by RNA polymerase II. The transcript has a single exon. Lineage: Eukaryota; Fungi; Ascomycota; Pichiomycetes; Serinales; Debaryomycetaceae.